UUAAUCUGCAGACGAGUGGGUUUGCUUUUGUUCCCCUAGUCAGGAAAACCCGGGAUGAUAUCACACAUGAGUUGGAGAGAGAGCGUCUGGAAAGUGAAAGUAAAAUUUCCAAGAGGAGAAUGGGUCAGACGCAGGAUCGGAGCAGACGAACAAAGGCAUCACCACAGCACAGUAGUGUGAGUCUUGAUGGUUACGGUGGCAGAAUGACGUCAUGGAAAUAUGUGAUGCAGCUGUUUCUCUUCGUGUUCCUGAUCAUGAUCGACCUGUCAAAAGAGGACUGUUACGACUACUUCGACGUGAAGAAAUGGGCAGGAAAUCUGAGUGAGAUUGUCACCCUCGUAAAAGCUAAGGAUUUUAAGGACACAAUGGAAUGUACUUUAGAGAAAAAGUGCAAACGGGAUGAUCGAAAAGGAAUAGCAUGUUACUUGCUACAUGACUGCUUUGAGAUGCACAGAGAUUUUCAAAACAAGACACAGGCUGGAAAUUGUACGGGGGAAACUCAGAAUAUCUCCUUCUAUAACUUCAUGUGCAUGACGGCUAAAGCUAUCAACCUUACUGUUAAAGGCUGUGAAUUAGACACCGUAUGCAAUGUGUAUGCAUAUACUGGUAAGUCCCACCUUUUUUGUGAUUUAAGAAGUGCAUGUGGAUGCCGUGCAUUUGAUCAUUCAGAAUCAUGCUUGCUGUUGCGUAAUUGCAUGUUUCCAUGUCCCCACACAGUUACAAAUUCCCAAUGUACAGAGAGUCUGUUCACUCAGAGAACCAUUGAUAGACAGUAUGUAACGUUCUGCAGUUUUGGCAACCCAUUCUCAUUCCCAACUCGUCAUAACACUGGAGCUUUGUCAGUGGCCUUAAAGGUCCAGUGUAGAAAAGACUUCAGGGAUGUGGACUAA
This is a messenger RNA of Sander lucioperca (pikeperch), 890 nucleotides long. RefSeq lists its product as uncharacterized. NCBI's taxonomy places the organism in Eukaryota, Metazoa, Chordata, Actinopteri, Perciformes, Percidae. The coding region runs from base 120 to 890 and encodes 256 amino acids. The transcript has 9 exons. The record is from RefSeq and is a predicted model, not a curated record.